Molecule: messenger RNA, 1176 nt
Organism: Penicillium canescens
Lineage: Eukaryota; Fungi; Ascomycota; Eurotiomycetes; Eurotiales; Aspergillaceae
Exons: 2
Coding region: 1-1176 (391 amino acids)
Molecular function (GO): starch binding
Source: RefSeq, a predicted model, not a curated record
AUGAAGACCACAAGUGUUCUGGCAUUGACAGGUUUGCUAACAUCGGUCAAUGCUCACGGAUACUUGACCAUCCCUUCAAGUCGUACACGCCUGGGAUUUGAGGCUGGCAUUGACACCUGCCCUGAAUGCUCUAUUCUUGAACCCGUCACUGCGUGGCCUGAUGUGGAAGCAGCACAGGUUGGCCGCAGCGGACCAUGUGGAUACAAUGCCCGGGUUAGCGUGGACUACAACCAACCCGGCGAUUAUUGGGGCAACUCCGUGGUUGCCACGUAUACUGCAAACGAUAUCGUUGAAGUGCAAUGGUGUGUUGAUAACAAUGGAGAUCACGGUGGCAUGUUUACCUACGGCGUCUGCCAGAAUCAAACUUUAGUCGACUUGUUUCUGACCCCAGGAUAUCUCCCAACGACGGAGGAGAAACAAGCCGCCGAGGAUUGCUUCCUGGAUGGUGAACUGAAAUGUACCGAUGUUGAUGGACAGAGCUGUGGCUAUAAUCCUGACUGUACCUCUGAUCAGGCAUGUUACCGCAAUGAUUGGUUUACUUGCAAUGCAUUCAACGCCGACUCCAACCGCGGCUGCCAGGGCGUGGAUGGCGCUGCUUUGAACUCCUGCAAGACGACUAUUGCCGGCGGCUAUACAGUCACGAAGAAAAUCAAGAUCCCAGACUACAGCUCGGAUCACACUCUGCUUCGCUUCAGGUGGAACUCGUUCCAGACCGCUCAGGUGUAUCUCCACUGUGCCGACAUUGCCAUUUCAGGAUCCGGGUCUGGAUCAACUUCAAGCACUAGUUCUAUUAGUUCGACUAUAACAACUUCUGCUACCAAGACGAGCACCACUGCUUCCUCGACAACAUGCACUGCUGCUACAUCUGUCGCAGUAACCUUCAAUGAGCUGGUCACUACUACAUAUGGCGAGGAUGUCUAUGUCGUCGGUUCAAUUAGCCAACUGGGCUCUUGGUCUACCUCGUCUGCGAUCGCUCUUUCUGCAAGCUCGUAUACAUCAUCUAACCCAUUGUGGACUACCACUAUUUCCCUCCCCGUCGGUACCACUUUUGAAUACAAGUUCAUCAAGAAGGAGUCGGACGGCAGCAUUGUCUGGGAAAGUGACCCUAACCGGAGCUAUACUGUACCAACUGGCUGCUCAGGCACCACGGCUACUGCAAGUGCAACUUGGCGGUAG